AUGCAGCUUUCCUACAUUUCUCUCUUCCUCACUGCUCUGCUCGGCGCUGCCUCUGCCGCCGACCGACUAGAAUCUCGAGCAGCAAGACCCCCAGAGACUUUGGUGACCAUCAUCAAGCCGACCGCAGUGACAAAGUUUCCUCCUCUCCCAACGCACACAUACAAACCAUGUGGCGGCUAUCGCAUAACACCCCUCAAGUGCGAUGACGGAGAGAUCUGCAUCGACAACCCAUAUAACACCUCGGGUUGCGGCCUGGCCUGCGAUCUUCCCGGCAUCUGUGUCAAGCCCAUCAUGUGCGGCGGUAUUGCGGGCUUUAGGUGCCCGGACGGCAAGAAGUGCUUUGAUGAUCCGAGAGACGACUGUGAUCCCCUUAAGGGAGGCGCCGAUUGCGCUGGUCUUUGCAUCUAA
This is a messenger RNA of Thermochaetoides thermophila DSM 1495, 408 nucleotides long. RefSeq lists its product as uncharacterized. The transcript has a single exon. NCBI's taxonomy places the organism in Eukaryota, Fungi, Ascomycota, Sordariomycetes, Sordariales, Chaetomiaceae. The record is from RefSeq and is a predicted model, not a curated record. Bases 1 to 408 code for a protein of 135 amino acids.